Molecule: messenger RNA, 5099 nt
Organism: Schistosoma haematobium
Lineage: Eukaryota; Metazoa; Platyhelminthes; Trematoda; Strigeidida; Schistosomatidae
Exons: 7
Coding region: 203-1297 (364 amino acids)
Cellular component (GO): cytoplasm
Molecular function (GO): glutamine synthetase activity
Source: RefSeq, a predicted model, not a curated record
GAAAUGUAUGACUGAAUAACGACCCUGAAUUCAACCAGUUAUCGAUGUGACCUUGAAAUUUCCGAAUCAAUUGAAUCUCAAUUUACGACCAAUCAUAUACUGCGUAGUUUCCGUCCAUAUUUUUUUUCUAUAUAAAGCUAUAUAAAUUGGCCUGGUUUGUUAUUCUAAUCAACUAAAUACUAAGACUUAAUACCGUUUAAUAAUGCCGUUAACAUCACGUUCACCUUACGACAGUAAAACACUACUUGCUAAGUAUUAUGAUUUGCCUCAACCUGAUGACAAAAUUCAAGUUAUGUACGUAUGGAUAGACGGAAGUGGAGAAAAUUUACGCUGCAAAACAAUGACUUUACAAGAAGAACCAAAAGUUCCAGAAGACUGUCCAAUAUGGAAUUUUGAUGGAAGUAGUACGGGUCAAGCUGAAGGUUCUAAUUCUGAUGUUUAUUUAAAACCGUGUGCAAUGUUCCGUGAUCCAUUUCGUGGUGGCAAAAAUAAAUUAGUCUUAUGUGAAACUUAUAAUUACGAUAAGAAACCACAUGUUUCAAAUCACCGUUAUCUUUGUAAUCUUGUCAUGGAGAAAGCAAAAUCUCACCAACCAUGGUUCGGUAUCGAACAAGAAUAUGCUCUAUUAGACAUUGAUGGUUAUCCAUUACAAUGGCCUAAAAAUGGUUUUCCUCCACCUCAAGGACCUUAUUAUUGUUCUGUUGGAGCUGGUAAAGCACUUGGUCGUGAUAUACCAGAAGCUUUAUACAGAGCAUGCAUGUAUGCAGGAGUUAAAAUUUGUGGUAGCAAUGCAGAAGUUAUGCCAUCACAAUGGGAAUUUCAAGUUGGACCAUGUGAAGGUGUCUCAGCCGGUGAUCAUUUAUGGAUGGCUAGAUUUAUAUUACAUCGUGUAGCUGAAGACUUCGGAGUGAUUGUGUCACUAGACCCGAAACCAAUGCCUGGUAACUGGAAUGGUUCAGGAGCGCAUACAAACUAUUCAACUCAGGCUAUGAGGGAUCCAAAAUCAGGUUUACAAGCAAUAGAAGAUGCUAUUGAAAAACUAUCACAUAAACACAUGGAACACAUUCAAUGCUAUGAUCCUAAACAUGGUUUAGACAAUCAAAGACGUUUGACUGGUAGUCAUGAAACAAGCAGUAUAAAUGAUUUUUCAUCUGGUGUUGCAAAUAGAGGCAGUAGUAUACGUAUUCCAAGACAAGUUGCUGAAAAUGGUUGUGGUUAUUUGGAAGAUAGACGUCCAUCAUCCAAUUGUGAUCCAUACAUGGUCACCAGAAUGUUAGUAGAAACAACAUGUCUUUAAUUAUUAUUACCAUUAUUUAUAAAAUAAUGAAGAACUAAUACACAACAAAGAAAUCAAUUUUUUUAAAACAUAAUGUUACUAAAUAAUAUCGAAUGUUCCCAUAUAAUCACUUCAUUUUGUUAGUGGUUACAAUAAAUUUAAAAACUGUAUUUACAUAAUUUUGAUAACCAUUGUCAUCAUUAAUUUUUCUCCAUUGUUUACGAAGUUAUCAUCGUCAUCAAAAGCAGAUGCAAGAGCAGUAGUGUCGUUAUUAUUGACUUUUCAAUAAUCGAACAAUUUUUAUUUUCUAGUAUUUCCUAUCAUACAAAUUUAUAGUUUACUUAGUGAACUAAUCAUUGUCCCAGUUACUGUUUAAUUAUUGAACCAUUCACAAUAAAGGGAUUAAGAAAUGUUGCAUAUUGAUUUGAGUUUUUUAAACAAAUAAACACAUACACCAUCUUUUCUGUUUGUCCUUUUAUAUCACUUGUCAUUUAAAUUUAUCGUUUGUGAUUUAUAUAAGAAAAAUCGUUUUGUUUUUUAUUUUAAAAAGUUAUGAAUAAAAAACAUUAAGAAACGAACCAUGAAAUCUAAUCGUUUCUUGAUCUCAAUUUUAUAAAAAACCUUAAUUUGAAACAAAAAUAGAUAGUAGCUAGCAGUGGAAUCCAGAACGCGCGUUUCGUCCUAUUUGGGACUCGUCAACUGGAUGUCCUAAAUAACAAUGGGAAGAUACAAGUAAAACAACACUAAGUGAAUUUAAACUUCACCCCAUUGUAAAAGCAGUUUGCUAUAAUGACUCAGUAGCUAAGUGGAUAACGCAAUAGCGUUUGAAGCGAACGGUACUAGGUUCGAAUCCCGGAGUGGGCAUCAACUCUGCGAUGCAGGUACAUCCAGCUAACGAGUCCCAAACAGGACGAAACGCGCAUCCUGGAUUCCAUUGCUAGCCACUAUCCAUCUUUGCUUAAGAAGCUGGUUACUUAAGGCUAUAUCGAGGCAAUCCACACGGGAUGCACAUGUGCCAACAUGAGACUGAUCAACUGCAGUCCUAAAUAACAAUGGGAAGAUACAAGUAAAACAACAUCAAGUGAAUUUAAACCUUAAUUUGGAAUAUGAUAUCCAUUGGAACCUGACAUCAGUUGAAGAAUCAUUGUGGUUUUUUCAGCUUUUUCGUUUCAUAGCAUGAAUGUUAGUAUGAGAUAUUGGGCAUGAAUCCUAAUUUACUUGCUACUAUUAUACCAUGAGAUACACAAUUAAAAAUAUACAAAUUGGAUGACUCUUUCCUAGUAAAACAUUAUUGACCAUUUUAUUUCCAGGACUCCUAUUCGUGUCGACGGUCACACUUAAACUGAAGAGUAUAACUUUAAUCGUACAGUUAGCAUACAAUGUACUACUCAAUGCAGCAUAGUUUUUGUUCAGAAAGUUAAUAAAAAAAUAAGAGGCUUGAACUCCAUCAGUCAGAACUUCUCAUUAGAACUUCGGGACUUUAUCUCAAACUAAUCUUCGGAACCAACAGAAUUUAUUUAUGAAAUAGAUGAAUUAUAUCUGGUAAUGAAAUCGAGGACUUAUGUUUCAUUCUCAUCAACUAAAUGUACCUCCAUCCCAAUGUUGAUGUUUAUAUCAGGAACAAAAGAAAUAAAACACAUGUCUAUAUGUGAAAAGCAUUGAUACUUUCUUUUCUCUUACUUUCAAAUGAAAAAAAAGCGAAAAUAGUAGCCCAAUUCAAUGGUAUUAUUUGUGAUAAUAUAAUCUAUGGAUGAUAUCAGUCAUACGCUAAUUAUUAAGAGAUAGUACAAUGAAAAUUUUCCAAUAUUUUUAUUUUUGAGUCAUAGCAUGUAUAUUCAAAGAGUUAUCUUCCAUAAGGAACAAUUAGUGGUAACAGUAGACAGAAAACCUAAACCAUAAAUUCAUCCGUUUAUUAUUUUUCAGUCAUUUCUAACCACCAGAAAAAUGUUAUUAAUAGAUAGUGUUAAAGGUUUCUCAUAAAGCUUAUAAUUCUGAUGAAUCACUUUUACACCCGUUUAAAGUGAGUAAUAACAACAAUAAUAUAUUACUUCUCUAAGAGUAAAUCAUUUAUGACGUUAUCUAUCUAGUACUUAUACUGGGGAAAACAAAGAGCUCAUAGAAAUUAAAUAAUGUUCUAUAAAAAGGAACGGUCCAGAAUGUUCUGAACUUUGGAAUAUUUGUAUGAAAGUUGUGCCUUUUUGAUAAAAAAAGAAUAACAUCAAUGAAUAUUUGGCUACAUUAGAUGUAUACAGUUAUAUUCCGUAAAACCCUAUGGAAUCUGGUGUAUGCAAACUAUUAAGGCGAAUCUUUAAGCAGAACCUAUGUUCAUGUUUUGGUACACCUUCAUGAGACAGCAGAGACAUUAAACCCUUUCCCCCAAACACAGCGUACUGUUCUCUUCCAGAGAGGUAGGAACAUAUCCAAUUAUUUAUCCAGAUGUCAGUGUUGAUGCUGAUUAACUUGUUAGGUAAAAGUUGUCUUGGGAUAGAAUCAAAGCAGAAGUAUAGUUCAGAAAAGCGCAUCAAACAUACUUCUUACCCUUUUCCAAGCUGAACACUAUCUUGUGAUGCAGAACAGCAACGGCAUCUGGGGUGCUUCUUUUGCAUUUGUGAGCAAACUUAUACGGAUCAAUGUGCUCUUUUAUUGCAGGUUGGAGUGGGAGUAUCAAUAAUUUUUCUAUUGUUUUGAUGAAAGAUGAAGUUAUUGCUAUAGGUCUAAAUUUCACAUCCUUAUCACUAGAUAGUUUCUUAGGUAUAGGGAUUAUCUUUCUCCAUAUUUUCAAUAUGAGAUUAGUUGAGAAGGAUCUGUUAAUCAUAUUAGUGAAUAAAUAACACAGAACGUCAGCACAUUUUAAAAAAAGGAGGUUUGGGUUACCAUCAAAUCCUAAACAUUAGGAUAAAUCUAGAGGGUUAACCUACGUUAAAUCUGUCCAGUAAUCUUUCUUCAGAAAGUACCAAAUCACAAACUUUUCACCACUCCAUUUCGUCUCAUCAGUUUCAAAGUCAUCAUUAAUCAUCUGGUAUAACAAUUACUUGAGUAAAAUUUAUAAAACACAUUUAACACAACAGAGAAGAUGCUAUCGGAUGAGAUCAGUUGUCAAGACAUCUAUCCAACAUACCAUACACAAUUACUAUCUGACAACUACUCAAAAAAUGUUAUCAUUGUUUAUAAGCUAUCUUUAUUAGACAUUUAUGUCUGAGCAUCAUAGAGAUCUAUCAAAAAUCCUUGAUUUAAAUGUAGGAGUCUUUAUUUAGUUUAAUAAUAAUGGUUAGAAUUGUAAACAUAAUAUGGUUUUCAAAAUAUAAAUAGAAUUAACGUACGAUUUAUUGGUUGUUGUUUUUUUCACAUAUUUCUCCUUUUUUUAUUGCGUAAUAACGUAAACAACUUACUUUUGAUAAACAAUAUGAUUAUAGCCAAUAUACACACUUUGUACUUUGUAAUUAUAAAUCUUGUAAGAAAAAAAUAUUUAUUAUUCACUACAUUUAUGCUUAAUUACUUGACUAAUGUAAAUAAAUUUCAAAGUGUCAAAAUAUACAACUUUGUAUCUACUUCAUGUAGGUUUAAUUUGAUACAUUAAGAUCACCUGUCAUUUUUCCCAAAGGAAAUUUAUUUUCACAGCUCUUCCAUUAAUAUGUUGUUUAUAUUGGGAAUUUCGUGCUUAUUCCUUUAUUCUAGCACUGAUAAAGAUGAAACUGUUGGUUAAUAUUAUUAUGCGUUAUCUAGUGGUAGUGUGGUGCGGCUUACUUAUAUCCAUAUAAGCAGUAUAUAACGGUAGUCAGGAAUAGAAGGUAUUUCAGUAGAAGUUCGAGAAGGGAAGAACGGA